Molecule: messenger RNA, 1636 nt
Organism: Osmia bicornis bicornis
Lineage: Eukaryota; Metazoa; Arthropoda; Insecta; Hymenoptera; Megachilidae
Gene: Ak3
Product: GTP:AMP phosphotransferase AK3, mitochondrial
Exons: 4
Coding region: 347-1018 (223 amino acids)
Biological process (GO): nucleobase-containing compound metabolic process
Cellular component (GO): mitochondrion; cytoplasm
Molecular function (GO): ATP binding; AMP kinase activity
Source: RefSeq, a predicted model, not a curated record
GUAAUCGCGUUCAGAUUGCGAAAUACAAUGUAAAUUUACAUCAGUGGCAAGCACAAUGGCUUUGAAAAUUUAUCGCAAGACAGCCAACAGGAAGGAGUAAAACAUACCAGGCUCCUACGUUCAUUGGUCGGUCAGUUAUCUAUCUACCGACGCUAUAACUGGUCGCCAUCAUGGUUCACAGGUCAAUCGUUAUGUAGAUACAGUAACAUGUUUCGCCUGCCAACAGCUGUAGUUAGCAUUGCAUUCGAGUGUAAACGUUGCCGUUGAAAGUUAAGGCAUAAAGCGUAAGGUUCUCCAUAAAAAAAUUAACGCAUUUUUAUUUUGUGCUUUUGUAAGUGACGCUUCAAUGGUUGCGUUAUCCACGUGGUGUGCCAAAGCUGCGGCCUUCAGGGCCGUGAUAAUGGGCGCCCCUGCUUCCGGCAAAGGCACUAUGUCAGCUCGAAUUGUAAAACAUUUUAACGUGGCUCACAUAUCUAGUGGCGACAAGUUACGUCUUCAUAUGAACAGUAACACCGAAUUGGGCAAAGCAGUUUCAAGUUACGUGAAAUCUGGUAAAUUCGUUCCGGACGAUGUAAUGAUUUCAAUGAUAGACAAAGAGCUGGAAUCGGUGGGACAAGAAAAUUGGCUACUUGACGGAUUUCCAAGAACGUUAGAACAGGCGGAGAAAUUACAGAAAAAGCAUCCCGUAAAUCUUGUACUAUAUCUCGAUGUACCGAACGAAGUGAUACUAAAUCGCGUGAAAAAUAGAUGGGUUCAUUUACCCAGCGGAAGAGUUUACAAUGUUGGAUUCAACAGUCCGAAAAUACCGGGUAAAGAUGAUGUAACUGGCGAACCUCUAAGCAAGAGGGAAGACGACAAAGUUGAAAUUGUACAGGAAAGACUGGAAAGGUACUCAGAGGCAACUAAACCACUUUUAACGUAUUAUGGUAAUCUAGGAGUAUUGAGAAAUUUUCGUGGCAAUACUACCGAUGAAAUGUGGCCACAUGUCAAGGAUACUGUAACAAACUUUUUAUCAUAAUCUUUGGUCUGGAUGUAAUGGUUUAUAACGCAUAAUCAACUACGAAUUAGUUCAAAUUUAAAUAAUUAAUAGCGAUGACAUGCUUCCAUAUAGGCAAGGUAAUUAUACAGUAAGAUGUUAAAUGUUAUUUUUUUUUUACACAUACGCACAGGUACUGAUAUGAAUUGAGUGUGUGAACAAAUAAUGUGGGGAAGAUCCGUAUAUUUUUCUGUAAUUUUUAUAUAUGUAUAACAAUUGAACACUUUGCUUCUAUACAGUACAAAGUUUUUCAAUUUUCUAUCUACCAUUUUUACUUUGUUUUAUACAUAUAUCAUUUGAUUUUAUAUUGUCAUUUUUAUAUUUAAAUACACUUGUUGCAUUGUCAAAUUAAAUUUGGCAAAAAUAUUACUAUAUUGUAGAGAGUGUUCGAUAAAAGUUAAAUGAUAGCUCGAAUCUGUUAUAUUUUAUAUAAAUCAUUUAUAAAAUAUUGUUGUAUCAUGUUGUAAUGAGAAGGGAUCAAAAAUGUUAUGGACCGAUUGUGAAUCGGUAAGAGAUAUUUGUUAAACGUUACAUGACAAAGGUGUGUACUGAAAUGUAUUCUGUUGUAACAAUUAAUAGGAAAUAAACGUUCAAACGUAA